Messenger RNA from Jatropha curcas, 1453 nucleotides. NCBI's taxonomy places the organism in Eukaryota, Viridiplantae, Streptophyta, Magnoliopsida, Malpighiales, Euphorbiaceae. The record is from RefSeq and is a predicted model, not a curated record.
AGCGUACUCGGGCAUUUUUGCCGGGCACAAAGAACACCUGUAUUUACAAACAAAACUGGGUUUUAGGGUGAGAGCGAGUCACUGAUACAAAAGCAACAGGAGCGGACACAAAACACACAUCAAACUUACUUGCGGUAAAACAAUUUCUCAAUCAAUCAGCUCCUUUUCACGACUAAUGCUAUUUCUCAAUCCUGCCAGCGGAAUCAAUGAGAAGAAUAACCAGCGUUACUCUACGCUCCUAUAGCAGCAGCUUAUCCCACCUCCUCACCUCCAAUUUCAUAAAACCUCUUUCUACAGCUGCUCCUACAGGUGAUCCCAGUGGUGAUAAGGGAAAUCCUAAUUCCUUUGAGUCCAUUGAUGAGUUUGAGUCGCGAAUAUUUAAUAGCUCAGAUAACAGUUCCUUUUACCGAAAGCUCGAUAGAAUUGAGAAAGCUCGUAAAUUUCCUGGUUCUAGACUGACUGAAGGAAACAGUCGGCAGACUUUGGAUGGCCUAGAUGAGAGUUUUAACUCAGUAUCUGAUGGCAUGGGUGGAAAGUUGAAGGAAGCGGCCACAUAUUUUGAGUUUGAUCCUAACGAAAUAGGCAGCUAUAACUAUGUUUUCAGAUCAGAUAUGAAUUUUCAUCAUGGAUCAACUUAUGACGUUAAGGAUCUCGAUCUUAAAAGGCCAGGAAAUCGUAAACCUCCUAGAAGACAGGAAUUUGAAGUAACAACGGAGGAAGUUCUCAGAAAAGCUGAUUUCCGGAAUGUUAGAUUCCUUGCAAAAUUCAUAACAGAGGCUGGAAUUAUUAUUAAGAGGAGCCAGACUGGCAUAAGUGCAAAGGCGCAGAGGAAGCUUGCUAGGGAGAUCAAAACAGCUCGUGCUUUUGGUCUAAUGCCUUUCACAACAAUGGGAACAAAGUCAUUUGUUGUUGGAAAAAGUAUGGAAAAUCUUGACGAGGACUUCGAAUAUGAGACCUACAAUACAGUUGAUGAUGCGAAUGGGAAAGAUGAUUUUGUUGGAGCUUAAGUAGAUUUUGCUGUGAUGUGGGAGUAAACUCAUGCUCCUCCACCCUUCUUUUCAGAACAUUUAGGGAAGGAUUGCUCUAUCCAAAAGCCAAGAUUGUAUACCAUUAGAUGGUGAAUUGGCAAGAAAAUUUUGAGUCUUUGAUUUUUGCAUCAUCCAAUUGUGAAAGUGUUAGUUGCGGCCUAAUAAUAACUAUAACACUGAAGAUGCCUUUCUCAGUCAUGAUAAAUUAUGUUUGCUAUUAUAAUUUAUCUCCGUAAAUUGAAGUUCAGAGCAUAUAACACAAAGGACAGGUUUAGAGUUCAAGAACUCUGUUUGGAUCCAUGGAAUUUAAUCCAUGAAAACAUUUCAUGGAUUUAUCCGUUUCCUUUCUUUGUGUAUACGAAUUCAUGAAUUUAGCUUUCUUGGGAAUGUAUUGUCAGAUACUGAAAAAUUACAUUUUCUAGUCA